Molecule: messenger RNA, 5744 nt
Organism: Calypte anna (Anna's hummingbird)
Lineage: Eukaryota; Metazoa; Chordata; Aves; Apodiformes; Trochilidae
Gene: SLC24A1
Product: solute carrier family 24 member 1
Exons: 9
Coding region: 71-2053 (660 amino acids)
Biological process (GO): long-term synaptic depression; intracellular calcium ion homeostasis; calcium ion transmembrane transport
Cellular component (GO): membrane
Molecular function (GO): calcium, potassium:sodium antiporter activity; calcium channel activity
Source: RefSeq, a predicted model, not a curated record
AGUGCAAACUGCUGAUAAGGGAAGUCUGCAGGGACUUGUAGGCACAGCUGAUUUUUUGAACCUCUAGGAAAUGCAUUUACCACGGAGAAGGCUGCUACACUGGAAAAGAAUCUCCUUCUUGCUUGCCAUAGUGUUGCUCCUCUCUCUCUAUCAGCUCCAGCUCAGCCCCUCUGCCCUUCAGGCACCACACAGAGCCCCCCAGCCUCUGGGCCCUGUCAAAGUGACCUCCAGAGACCUCUCCAGCAACAAGACUGCCACGACAGGCAACAUCACAGCAGCACCCCAAAUAAAGCACUGUGUGUACGUGAAUCCUGAGCCCUCUGUGCCCAUCACAACAUCACUGGAUUCAACACCACAGAGAGAAAAUGGCAGUGAAAGCUACCCAGAGGGAAAGCCACCCCAUGAAUCCAAAGGAGAGUAUCCCAAGGACCUGUUCAGUGUGGAAGAACGCAGGCAAGGGUGGGUUGUCCUUCACAUCUUUGGCAUGAUGUAUGUGUUUGUGGCCUUGGCCAUAGUGUGUGAUGAGUAUUUUGUCCCUGCUUUGGGAGUGAUCACAGAGAAGCUGGGGAUCUCUGAAGACGUGGCUGGAGCCACCUUCAUGGCAGCAGGUGGAUCAGCACCAGAACUCUUCACCUCCCUCAUAGGCGUCUUCAUCUCACACAGCAACGUGGGCAUCGGUACCAUUGUGGGCUCAGCAGUGUUUAACAUCCUCUUUGUCAUUGGCACCUGUGCCCUCUUCUCCAGGGAGAUUCUCCACCUGACAUGGUGGCCCCUGUUUAGAGACAUCUCCUUCUACAUUGUAGACUUACUGAUGCUCAUCCUGUUUUUCCUAGACAGUGUCAUCGACUGGUGGGAAAGCCUCCUUUUACUGACUGCCUAUGCCACCUAUGUGUUCACUAUGAAACACAACGUGUCCCUGGAGCAAUGGGUGAAGCAGGAGCUGAGCAAGAAGCUAAAUGCUGUGCAGGCAACACCAGCAGAGCACAUGAGGAAGAGGAGCAGUGGGGCAGCUGCAGCUGAUGGAACAAAGAAGGCAGCAGAUGGGAAGAAGCUGGAGCCUCCAGCAGCCUUACAGAGAGGCAGCAGCUCAGCCUCCCUACACAACACCCAAAUGCGCAGCACCAUCUUCCAGCUCAUGAUCCACACCCUGGACCCCCUGACAGAAGCAAAAUUUAAAGACAGAGUGGACAUUCUGAGCACCAUAGCCAAGGCCAAAGUAGAGGCUCCGAAUGGACAAGGAUCAAAACCAGAAGCAGAAGAGGAGAAGGCGGCAUCCAGCAGCAUUCAGGUAACUCCUGCCAGUGACUCUGAGCUCAGCAAACAGAAGGCAGACACAGCACAGGAUGGACAGCCCUCUUCAGGCAGUGGUACCUCAGAAGACAGCAGCUCUGAGGAAGACAGUGAUGAUGACAGCACAGAUGAUGAUGAAAACGAUGAGCCAUUAUCUCUUGAAUGGCCAGAAACUAGGAAAAAACAAGCCAUUUACCUUUUCCUCUUUCCCAUUGUCUUCCCUCUCUGGAGCACUAUACCUGAUGUCAGAAACCCAGAUUCAAAAAAACUCUAUGUCAUCACGUUUUUUGGAGCCAUCAUCUGGAUUGCUGUGUUCUCUUACCUCAUGGUGUGGUGGGCUCACCAGGUUGGUGAAACAAUUGGGAUCUCUGAGGAAAUCAUGGGGUUGACCAUAUUGGCAGCAGGAACCUCAAUCCCUGACCUCAUCACCAGUGUCAUUGUAGCACGGAAAGGCUUAGGUGACAUGGCUGUCUCCAGUUCUGUAGGCAGCAACAUCUUUGAUAUCACUGUUGGUUUGCCUGUUCCUUGGUUCCUCUAUUCUGUCAUCAAUGGCCUCAGUCCAGUUGCAGUCAGUAGCAAUGGUUUGUUUUGUGCAAUUGUUCUCCUUUUUCUCAUGCUCCUAUUUGUGAUUAUCUCAAUAGCUGCAUGUAAAUGGAAAAUGAACAAACUGCUGGGGCUCACUAUGUUUGGUCUUUAUUUUGUGUUUUUGAUCAUCAGUGUGAUGUUAGAAGACAAGAUAAUAUCCUGCCCAGUGUCUGUAUGACAUCUGGACACUUCAAUAUCUAUGUAAGCAUACAUCGAAAUCAAAAGGAGUUUAAGGUAGCAGCAAUUGUUCUACUGAAAAAAAGCAACCAGAAUUGUAACAAUCUGAGAACAACACAUCUUUAACAUUCUAAACAAAUAAAUCUCAAGUGGUUUCAUGGUCUCUACUGCUUUUCUUCAGUAUCAGAAAAGAUCAGAUAAUGAUUUCACCAAUAUAACACAUGUUCAGUUAUUCAGGGAAAGGCUGAAAGAGAUGCACAAAUUUUUAACUGUGACUGAUCCCCUCAAGUUAAUAGAGCUGUCUGAUAUUCAGCACAGAAUGUUUCCUCACUGUAGUGAUGUUUUCAGCAACACCCUCUAGUACACUGCUCACUGCAGUCAAUGAACUGGAGCUCAGUGGGAACAAUCAUCCCUGGAGCAGUGGGAACUGCUCAUCCUUGCAGCACUUCUCUGCUUCAAGUCCUCUGGAUACAGAUUCUGCACCUCAGAAGUGCACAAAAGCAGUGAGCAGAGUUUGCUGCACUUGUUUGCCACAGCUUCCCUGGGCAGAGGUACUUUUCAUCCUUUCCCAAAUGCCACAGUAACACACCCAUAGCUGGCACUCUGCAGACACCUGCACACAGAGUCUGUGACAUGCUGCAGAGGAAAAGCUGCUUGCCAACCCUCUUAGGGCUGUGGAAAAUUUCCUAAUAAGGUUUUCAGGAAAAAAACAAAGCAGGAAAAGUUGUUUCCACACAGCUUGAGUACCACAGCAUCCUGAAAGCUAUUCAUACAGCUCCUUAAGCUGGAUCUGAUCUUGCAAUAUAACCACUAAAAUUUACCUCAAGUGCCACCAACACAAGUGUGAAGUCAUCUUUCUUGACAUCUGAUUGCAACAACACUAAACAGAUCAGGGGUUACAGAACCACAUUACCACUAAUAAAAACUAAAACCAGGAGUCAGAAACACAACAGGAAGUUCAACUGCUUUUGUUUUCAUCAUGACACUAACCUGAGACUUAAAGAUUAUUGUAACCAGCACUAAUUCUUGUUGUUAGCACUGUCUUCCACAUAACCACAACUGCCACAGACAUAAACUAUCAACAACCAACGUUGUUAAGACUUGCAGAUUUUUCUGUCAUUCUAAUCCACCUGAAGAAAUUGUAAUAAAAAUAACCAGAAAGAUUUAAGCUUUUUAUUGACUCACUGUAAAACUUCUUUUUUUGGGGGAUGAGACAGAAAAAAAAUUAACAUUGUGAACACUGACUUGCAUAUUUCAAAGGAACUACAAACCAAAGCAAACAUCCAACACACUGGGUUUUUUUGGUAAAUAAAAUUUAAACAUUACAUAUUUACAAAUCUACAACCAUUCAUUUAAAAAGUGCUGCUUGCAGACUAACAAAGUACCAUUUUUAAAUCCCAGUGAGAUAAUACCCAGAAAUACCCCUCUCUAUUAUUACUAUUUGCAUCUCCCAUUUGUUAUACAAACAUUUUACAUGCAGGUAUUUCCUCUUUCUUGGGGUAUAAAUCAUUUGAUUUGCCAGUGGAAGUCUAAUUCAUCAGGCUCUAACUGUAUCAAGAGUAAAACCUCAAACAGUGAGCAGUGUCAGAGAAACAGCACAACUUCUAUUCACAUUUCAGUAUUUCAUCUCCAAGAAUUAUUCCAGUAGAACCAUAAGUAAAGCAAAAUAUAUAUUGCACUGCAAAUGUAAAACCUCGGCUGCAGGUUUUUGACAUAAGCACUAUUUAGUACACAAAAGAAGAAAAUUCAGUUCAUACAAAAUUUUAAAUUGAAAAUAUGUCUCAAAUCUUUUAUUUAUCCAUCUUUACGGUACUGGAAAAUAUACUCAAAUUGCUUUGCUAAUAAAGGACAGUGAGAUUCCAAAACUGUUUCAACACUGAUUUCUAUGAUUCUUAAAAAUCAUCCACCUCAGGACUUCUGUUUUGAACAUUAUUAUGACCUGAAUGAGGAAAAUUUCCCACUGAAAGUAUAUCACUAUCCUGGCUAUAUUUUAUUAUAGUAUUUCUACAGUGGACUGACUUGCAACAGACUUUAUAAAACAAUUUGUUACGUGUCAUGAUUUCACUUGAUGAACUGCUGGGUGAUAGAGUAAUGGGAAAGCACUCCCAAAUCAACACCAGCAACACUUCAGGAGUGCCACUCUGGGGAUGCAAGAACACAGUGAGAUUGUUUGCCCGAGGGAUGCACAACCAAUCCUUUUCCUGUUACUGUACACACCCUCCUGGUAACACUGGAUUGUUGAGAUGGGAACAAAGUGGCAAACUUGUUGGUUUUAAAGUCUGGAGACAGUUGGAAGUACUUACAAUUAAGGUAGGAUUAGAGUGGGGAAGUGGCCAUGCAGCACAAGUGCUGCUGCCAGCACAGAGUUUGCAGUGUUACCUCCUGGGCAGGGAGAGGUGGUCAGAGAGCGGGCUCAGGCGCUUCUGUCAGGCUCAAGGGGAAGCCUGAAGCUUCAUUGCUCAGCACCUCUAACACACCACAGCAGCUCUGGAAAAAGCACUUGCUCUCCUUCAUGGCUUGAAGGUCCUAUAUAAAAGAGUGGCUGCCCCAAAGGGUCAGUGACAUGGGAAACAGAACUGCAAAGAGCUGGGGACACGACCCCAUACACAGCACGGAGAUGGGUGAGGUUACACAGGCAGCAACUACUGGGUGCAACUUGCUUGGUAAAUACAGAGUAGGUACUGCACAGAGCAGAGCAGACAUGCACACUAAUUGCUAUGUUCAAUGAGUUUGUUAAAAAAAUAACCUGAUGUUUUUCACAAUAGCUCAGAAGAAUGAAGGGGGGGAUGUGUCCACCCUACACUGAUACACUGUUUACCACCUACCUGGGUUAAAAAAUAGGAGCUUAUAGUUCAUGCAUGAGGAAUACUUUACAAGCGAGGCAGCACAAGAGAGACCAUCACAAAUCAUUAUAAUAAAUUAAAUGUGAAAAAGCUUGGCAAGUGUAGCACUGCUAGCUCCACUGCAGGGUGGGGGGAUACUUCCAAAAAGGUCAGCUACAUCAUAAGCAGUGAAUUAGAGAAGAAGUAUUACCCAAUGAAAGCUGUAUCCAACAAGACUGCAUCUUGCAAUUAGCAUCAGUAUAUACCUGCAGCUCUAUGAGUUUUAUAUCUUUUCUCCUUAGGGCAACAUCUUGCUACUUCACAGAGGUCUGGGAGGAGGUUACAGAGAGCUCCAUAGCAGCAUUACUUCUCAUUUAAGCCUCUAAGAGGCUCACUCUAUUUCAUUUAAUAAAGUAAACAUGAGCUUUACAGUUUAUCUCCUUUCUGUCUAACUAAAUAUUGCUGUAUUACUAUACUUGCAAACUAAACAGAUUUAAAAAAAUACCUGCUGGUAGGCAGGCAGAGAUAUAAAACCCAAUGUAACAGCCAAAUAUUUAUAAGUAUUAUAAUAUAGCAACCACUAAAGAAGUUAGAAUUGGAAAACCAUAAUUAUUACUUAAAAAUAAAGGUAUUUCUUAUAGCAUGACUUAAUUUGUUGAGGGUGUUUUAUACCAUUCAAUGUCUGUUUUCCCACCUCCAUACAAGACUUCUGAUGUUUUCUCUGUAGCCCACCUUCUGGGGAGGAGUUGCUAUGUGACUGAGAGCACAGAACAUUUAAAAAAAAAUCUCUAGAACAAGAAAAUAUGAGUCAAAAGCCAUGACUCCACCACAAGGACUGACACAAACUUUGUCUUCACAGAAAAAAAAAAA